Stylonychia lemnae is the source of this 1038-nucleotide messenger RNA. The record is from the annotation of a GenBank genome assembly. NCBI's taxonomy places the organism in Eukaryota, Ciliophora, Spirotrichea, Sporadotrichida, Oxytrichidae.
AUGAAGUAAUGUAUUGAAAUCAUUAUAGUUAUCUUUGCAAUUAUUACUUAUUCUUAGGCUUAGCCAGUAGAUGAGGGUUUAUAUUGCCAGUCGAAUGGUGAUUGCAAGACAUCCUGCUGUUAUAAUCUUAAAUGUAGAUCCAAGAAUACUUGCUCUGUUUACGAGUUGAUUAAACAAAAAGAGCAAGUGCAAUCAUGCGUGAUAGAUGAUUAAUGCUCAGGAGAGAAAGGGUGUUGUAUCAAUAAGAAAUGUGUAGAAAAUAGUGAAUGCUUCAGAGUCUACACAUUGCCACUGCUAAUUGGUUUCAGUGGGGGAGUCAUUAUAUUCCUAAUUAUCUUUGGCGUAAUAUACAUUCAUACUGAAAUGAAGAAACCAAAGAAUAUAUUCAGACAGGAAGCUGAGGCUGAGGAUAAAUUAAUUAAAAAAUAAUUCCCAAGGCCUUUAGAUAGAAAAAAUGCUUUAGAAUAAUCAGAUUAAAAAUAGCUAAAUGAUUAAGACGAUAAAUCUUUAGAUAUUUCAUAGCUUGAUGAUAAUAAAAACAAGACAGAAUUAAUAGGCUUUGAAAAUUCAUAAGAAAUUGAUGUUUAAGUGUCACCCAAAGGUAAGAAGGGGAAGAAAAGCAAAAAGAAAAAUGACAAUCUUGAUGAUUAUUUAGGCAAUCCAAAUUCUACAAAAAAUAAGAAGUCAUCAAAUGUAUUUCAUGCAGAUAACCAUUCAAAUGAUGGGGAAAAUCAGAAAUAAAAGAAAAAUAAAAAGGGAAAUCACAAGAAGGCAGCAAGCAAAGACAAAAGCAAGCAAGAUGACUUUGAUAGUUUCCGAGGUUAAAAUUAGGAUUUCAUUGAUGAUCCUCAUGCUUUCAUUCCUAUUGAUAAAGACCGUGAAGAUGCUAAAGAAAACAAGAUUAUUGAAGCUUAACCUGAUGCUAAUCCUCCUGAUAAUAAUCAGAAUAAUAAUAAUGAUGCCUUAUAAGUUAAGAAUGAUAGUGUAAAAAGUAGGUCAUUUAAUGAAGCCCAAGGAUAUAAGGAUGUAUUUCUAUGA